UUCUCCGCAAGAAAAUGGCGUCUUCGAAAGGCUUCAAUCAAUGUAACCAGUCAGGAUUUGGCUUCGGUACUCAAAAUAAAUCUUCGCAAGGCUUUGGACUUCAAAGCACCAGUGGAACUCCUUCAGGUUUUGGGCAGCAGAAUUCCACGGCAUCCUCAGCUUUUGGGCAACCUCAGCCCACAACCUCUUGUUUUGGUCAAUCUACUCAACCCCAAACUUUAGGAAAUUCUUUUGCGUCCUCCUCUACGUUGUGCCAACCGCAGGGCCCCUCUCUAACUGGCUUCCCUCAGAAAUUGGGGCAAUCUCAGCAGCCCUCGUUUAAUUUUGCGCAAAACCAGGCCCCUACAUUUCCUGCAGGAGGAUUUGGGCAACCGACUUCGGGCUUAUCUUUUAAGCCUGGGGAAGCCGCCUUUGGUGCAACUCCAGCUAUGAACGCCCUUUCCUCGUUUAACUCUAAGCAGCCUGAUGCUUCUUUAAAACCUUUUAUACCCAAUUCUGGAGGUUUUGGUUCGAAUGCCCAAAGUUUCAGUUGGAGUUCUGGGUCUUCACAGGCCAGCGUAGGGAACUUGGGGACUACUCCUCACCAACAGCAACUUUGCCAGCUAAAGGAGAAUCACCAUCGGCUGAUGUCGCAGCAGCUGAGCUUUUACGCGCAGGCAAACAUUGAGGAAACUCCUUAUGGGAUCCCUUUCGAUAUUAUCGAUAAAUUCUCUGACCUUAAGCCAUUGCUUAUUUUCAAAAAUUUAUAAGCUCAUUUCCUGCUUAAGACGAAAAGUUUAUAAUUUAAAAAAAAUAAUACUUUUUCC
This is a messenger RNA of Zophobas morio, 806 nucleotides long. RefSeq names its product nucleoporin NUP42-like. NCBI's taxonomy places the organism in Eukaryota, Metazoa, Arthropoda, Insecta, Coleoptera, Tenebrionidae. The coding region runs from base 15 to 749 and encodes 244 amino acids. The transcript is spliced from 16 exons. The record is from RefSeq and is a predicted model, not a curated record.